Molecule: messenger RNA, 4310 nt
Organism: Lethenteron reissneri (Far Eastern brook lamprey)
Lineage: Eukaryota; Metazoa; Chordata; Hyperoartia; Petromyzontiformes; Petromyzontidae
Product: amyloid beta A4 precursor protein-binding family B member 1-interacting protein-like
Biological process (GO): signal transduction
Cellular component (GO): cytosol; plasma membrane
Source: RefSeq, a predicted model, not a curated record
CCAAAGCAACAUUCAUGAUGCGUGUGCGUGCAUACGAGACUGUUUUUUUCUACAGGAAGAACCUGAGCUUCGAACAAAAGUCAUUGCGAGUAUCUUUUAAGCCAUUAUUUUCAAAGGUCCUGACACAGGCUGAGGUCACGCGUUGACUGCCAUAGGAAUACGUUCGAACUAAAACUGAUCAAGGACGCACAGCUGAGCACAAACCAUACAUUUCUUUUCAACUCAACGUGUUGUCAUCUGUUUGUCAACUGGAAAGUCACUCAACAGAAUCCCACAAGAUUAAUACAGAGAUGGAUGAAUCCGAAAAUGAAAUUUUGGAGGCGUGUGAAGAAGGCGCCAAUGAAUUUGAUCAAAUGUUUGGUGAUUUUCUUGGAGAGCUUGAAGAGCUCACUAAAGACAUUGACAGAGGAAUUGCAUCUGACACAACCAUUAGCCAGCCUGCUGCCAAGCUCAAUGAGUGGCCCACCAUUAACUUAGAUGACAUGCUGAACGACAGCAUGGGGCUGGACACCCUCAUGGCAGACCUUUGCUCCAUGGAGGAAGAGCUCAGUCAGAUGACCAUGGGAGAUGUUCUGAGCCAAGAGCCUGCCGGCUGCCCAACUGUCACAGACCAGCCACCUGCACAGUCACCUUCGCAUCUAUACGCACAGCUAGUCGCAAAGUCACCCCCAAAGCAGGAGCAGAGGACUGCUGCACCCUUGAGCAAGGCCCUGACACCUGUGGCCCCUGGGUCAGGAAGUCCACAGCCCAGCCACGAGCUGCCUUCCUCCACGAUUCCUGAACCUCCACCUUCCACCCCCAAGCCCGAAGAUGAGAAGUCUUACCGAGUGAAGUUAAGCUUCCUGGAUAGCGAAACCUCGUUGCUGUUGCAUCAGAUGGCCGGAAAACCUGCCCAGCUACUCUCGGAGGAGGAGAAGGCAGCAAGAAUAAAAGCUGAAAAGAUCCGUAUUGCUUUACAGAAGAUGAAGGAGGCACAAGUUCGGAAGCUGGUGAUCCGAAUUGGCCUUGUGGACAAGAGUUCCAAGAACCUGAUGGUGGAAGAGCAGCAGUCAGUGCGCGAGGUGAUGGACAACCUCCGCGAAAAGACACACAGCACCAACAGCCCAGACUGGUGCCUGGUGGAGACCAACCCUGAUCUGGACAUGGAGCGGUUCUAUGAAGACCACGAGAACCUGGUGCAAAACCUGGUGACGUGGACCCGCGAUACACAGAACGGGCUCACCUUCGUGGAGCGCAGGGAAAAGAACGCUCUCUUUAAAAACCCACAGAAUUAUCUGCUGGGAAACAAAGAAGCUAAGGAUGUGAAGGACAGGGAUAAAGAAUCACUCCUGGAGGAAUGUUUCUGUGGGACCUCAGUGGCUGUACCUGAGCUGGAAGGAGAGCUUUUCCUCAAGGAAGAUGGCAAAAAGUCAUGGAAGCGGCGCUACUUUCUGCUUCGAGCCUCUGGAAUCUACUUUGUGCCCAAGGGCAAGACCAAGACCCUGCGGGACCUCACCUGCUUCAUCCAGUUUGAGAAUCUCAAUGUGUACUACUGCCUGGACUACAAGAACAAGUACAAAGCACCAACAGACUGCUGCUUCGCGCUGAAGCACCCUCAGAUUCAGAAGAAGUCGCAGUAUAUCAAGUACCUGUGUUGCGAUGAUGCACGAAGCCUUCAUCAGUGGGUCACUGGCAUCCGCAUUGCCAAGUAUGGCAAGUAUCUCUAUGACAACUUCAAGGAGGCGAACAGGAAGGCGGGCGAGGGCUGGCCCACCCUGGCCAACUUGGUUGUCAAAACACCAGAGCCUACACCAGGUGUGGUGGCCGACAGCCCGACAUCGAAAGGAGUGCGCAGCACCAACACCGUCAGCGCCAUCUUCUCCGAGGCUUGGAAACGAGGCACCGAGCUCACACAGGUCCACCGGGAGAGUCAACUGGAUGAUGUAUUCCUGCCACUCCCUCCACCACCUGGUGCUCUGGAGAACUCGGACACAGCAGGAGCAGAAAUGUCCUUUCCUCCUCCUCCUGAAUCUUUUGUGCAAACCAAGGUCCAAGGCCCAGCGCCACAAGCUCGGCCCAUUAUCAAGUCAGAUGAUGUUUCUUCUCCAUCUCCUCCUCCAUGUGAUGGGUUUCCUCCUCCUCCACCUGACACCUUUCCUCCCCCACCUCCUCCAGCAGCAAUACCUCAAAGCAGGCCAGCACCGGCGGCUAGAAUGAGUGCCAACCCGGCGAGCGGAGUUGUUGUGGCAGUCAGAGCAAAGAAACCUCCAUCAGUGCCACAACGCAAAUCGAGCCGCCUUUCAAGCAGCGACAUAGAACAGGUGCAAGGCAUGAUGAUGGCAGAUGACUUUCCACCACCACCCCCGCCUGAAGAGUUUAUGCCACCUCCUCCAUCUUUCCUUCCUCCACCACCAAAAUAUUACCCUCCACAAGAAAUGGCACUGCCACCUCCUCCCCCUUGCAAUGCUCCUACACUUCCUUCUUUUCCAAAACCACGUCCACCAGCUGGCAAGGCACCACAGCCUCCCCAAAUCCCAUGUGCUCCACAGCUCCAUAACAAAGUUGGCACAAUACAUCAAGCACCGAGAGCCCACAAUUCCUUACCCUCAGCUCAACCCAGCAUGCCAGAUGUGUCCAUCUCAGCCCCUCCUGGUGCUGCAGUACCACCACCACCGCCCCCGCCGCCGCCACCGCCACCACCACCAGUUACAUCGAGUUCAACCAUGCAUGUAAAAGCAGUUAACCCUUGUAAUGUGGUCCUCAAAAAAACACCUGUCAAUCCCAUCCCUCCACCCAAGCCCAACUUCCUAGAUGAUCUUGCAAACACUCUUAGAAAGAAACAACUGGCACAAAACGCUGGGGAUGGAGCAACAGGACCAUCAGUGUUGACGCUGUCACCUCCACGACCCAUUCCUCCAAAGCCUGGCUUCCCACCUCCGAGUUUUCAUGGUACAGGUUAAUCCCUGAUAUAUAUGUCCAUUAAUUAACAGCAAGUUGGCAAACUAAUCGCUGAUUGCAAUUUUAAGAGUUAGCGUACACAACCUAACCUCAUAGAAACUAACAUCAAAUCUAAUUUUGAGUCUCACCCCCAUUACGUGAGAUUGAGAACUGUUGGUGCAGGAUUACUUCAGUGCACAAAAUUGUGUAAGUAAUUAACCGUUUUCAAUGUUGAAACUAGUAAAUUGCCCAAUUUCCCCAAUCAAUUGGAACAUUUCUCUGUUGCACCAUCAUGAUAUUUUUGUUUGUUAAUACAAAGUAUUAUUUGAAUAUGAAAAGGGAUGCUCAUAUUUAAUUGAAAACUCCAGUCACUUACUUAAAAAAAACAAUUUUUUAUCAUUUCGUAUGCAGACUCAUUCUUGGAAGAUAUAUGCUCACUGCAAUGCUGAAAACACUUUUAAAAUUGCACAUCAUCCUCGACAUUGUAUUUAAAUAAUGAAAAUGUUGGUAAUGAAAACAGAGAUCAGAGUUUCUUUGUUGUAAAGAAUAUCAUUAAAAUACUUCUUGCUUGAAUUUCAAGAAAUGUAGCAUAAAAUUUACUUAGAAAUUAAGUGUUACAGCACAACACACAAUGUCAGUGCAUUUUCAUCACCAACUAUGACAAAUUCUUACAUGCGCAUCUGUUUAUCUCUCAUAAUACCUAAUCUUCUAACGUCCAUAUUAUCUCAGAUAAAAAUGGUAUUCGCACAUUUGUGAUUGAAAUUAUCCUGCCAUAACACACUUAUAAACACAGUAUGUUCUGAUUUCCCAAGUUGUAUCAUGUCAUUAUAGAUCCAUCCAUCCAAUCUGGUUAAUCCCCUCCAACAUAUUUGUAAAUUAUGUGUCUUACACACAUCACUUAAUGUCAUGAUGUGGAAAUAUGACUUGCAGGUGGCCACAAUGUCAGUGGCAUGCAAUGAAGCCACUUCAGAUAAGUAGUGAAAUCUGGUAAAAACAAGAUAACAUCCUCUCUAGAUAAUGAGAUUCCCCAUCACCUGGAAAAAAAACAAAUGCAGUUCAAAAUUGAGUAACACAUAAUCCUAAAAUGAAAUACCAAUAGCCUCAUGCGACACUUUUGCAUGAGGCACGAAUCGAUUCACUCGGCUACAACAUUUGAUGAAUUGUCACAUAUGCCAGGGGAACUAAAUUCGUUUGACUUUUUAAACUUUGUGUUGUCCAGUCUGUUAAGUUUGUUUUGCUCCCUUAGUCUAAAUGGAAAAUUAGCUCAUCACGUGUGGAUAAAUUACCUGAAUCAUAAAUAAUCAUUUAUUACAUGCAUGAUUCAAUAUUUAAUGUAUCAUGAUUUUUACUGUAAUCUAUGAAUUGAUGUGUCAUUAAAUGCCACAUUUUCCCCA